Molecule: messenger RNA, 2175 nt
Organism: Electrophorus electricus (electric eel)
Lineage: Eukaryota; Metazoa; Chordata; Actinopteri; Gymnotiformes; Gymnotidae
Product: E3 ubiquitin-protein ligase TRIM7-like
Molecular function (GO): protein binding
Source: RefSeq, a predicted model, not a curated record
UACAAGCUCUUCCCCCGUGUGUGUGGUAAAGUAGAGUGCUUGUUUUGCGCGCUCACUUGCCGUCGUCUGCUAAUGUUUACGGAGAUUAACAGCUUUGGAAAGAGUUUGCCACUGCAUGGGCUCUGAACAUUUCACAUCAGACAAAAAUGACCACAGAAGGCUGCAGCACUGUCGCCUCCCACAGUCUUGGAAGUCUGGUCAAUCCGAACAGAGGGGGAAAAAGUAAACAAAACUGCUCCUCACAGCCAUUUAUCAAACCACAAUUGAAGCUGAGCGAUCAAAUUCGUGCAAAGAUUUUAAAACAUCUGCAUUUUAAGAUUUUAAAUCCGCAAGAGACAAACAUACCAGUUUUCCAAAAGGAGGCUCAGUGGCAUCUACAACAAACAGAUUUCUCCAUAGAUGACUCCAGGUGUAUCCUCAAAGACUUAGCAGCUGAGUUGGACAGAAUUGUUCAGCUUAAAGACACCACCAUAGUGUCUCGAGUGAGUAAUGCUUACAUAAAUGAAGAGGAAAGUUCCACUCUGAUCCUGGAGUGGGCUGAUGAGCUACGAUCAUUACAGCAAACCAGCAAAGGAGAAUCCAUGAAGCAGAUAGCAGAAGAGCUAAAGGCUGCUACAGAUCAACAAGCAUCAGAUAUGCAACAGAGAUUAAAAGAUGGAAAAAGAAUAAUCUCUGAUUGGAUAAGGAAAUCUUCAAGGGUUUCACAGAAUUUUGCUAAGCCACAUUUCACAGCGGAGCAUAAAGCUGUGAUUACAGAUCUGUGUAAGCAGUGGAAGAAAGGACAGCAGACCAACAUGCUGCCAGUCAUGGACUUCAUCAUAAGAUGCAUUCCACAGAAAAACAAGCCCGAGCAGUCCAUCCUUCAACUGUGGUUCAAGACCGAGCAGAAGUUUGCAAAAACAGGUCAUAUGCGUAUCCCUGCUCUAGUAUGGAACUGGAUUACGAAGCCAUCAGCUAAAGUUACUCUAGAUCCAAACACAGCAAACCCAACUCUCAUGCUGUCUCAGGAUGAGCGUUCUGUGAGAACGAAGACCCAUAAAGAGACUAAUUCAAGCCUUCUAUUCCAAAGAAAAUGUAAUCAGUAUGAUUGUUGGCCAUGUGUCCAAGCAAAACAGGGCUACCUUACAGGCAGGCAUUACUGGGAGGUGGAUGUAAAGAAGAAAUAUGAUUGGAGAAUAGGUGUAGUGAAGGAGUCAGCACCACGUAAUGGAUUUGUUCAUAUGAACACAACAAGAGGGUACUGGACUCUACGCCUGCAGCUUGGCUCCCUGAUUGCUAUGACUGAUCCAAUCACCAAACUCAAUCAGUUUAAUCCCUCUAAGAUAGGAGUGUAUCUAGAUAUAGAGGAGGACCAUCUUUCAUUCUAUGACACAGAGAAAAUGAAACAUAUAUACACCUUUAAAACAGACUUCAGUAAGUCUGGGAAAAUCUACCCUGUGUUUGGUACAGUGGAGACAGACAGACCAUUGAAGAUUAUGUAAAUCAGGGAAAAUUUCCCAUGUUUUGUACAGUGGAGACAGACAGAUCACUGAAGAUUAUGUAAAUCAGGGAAAAUCUCCCGUGUUUUGUACAGUGGAGACAGACAGAUCACUGAAGAUUAUGUAAAUCUGGGCUUGAUGUUGUUGUGUUUUUUUUUUUACCAUUUCACUUAUUACCACAAUAGAACAUUUGUAUUCUAGACUUUACAUUGCACUUUGCUGAUAUAUAAUCAUGUGUUUACCACAUUAUAUCAUGUGCUUUUGUGUUCCUUUCGACUUAAUGCUAUUAGAACCAAACAUGGCACACUGAUAAGCACUUUAUUUAUAGUGUACUUCUUGUAAUUAAUUUAAAAAAAACACAAAAAUUAUUCAUAUGAGUCUUUCAAAUCAGUUUGUGAUCUCCUUCCAGCAAGCGAUCUUUCUCAUUAUAGAAAAUAUGCAGUUACCAAAUAUUUGUCCUAUAUAUAUAUGAUUUAUUUUUGUUUCUGUACAGGGUAAUUGUCAAUUUAUUAAAGAAAAGUAGUAUUAUUAAAGUGAAACUCCCUAGUGUUCACUUUUUGUGUUGUAAUUACAAAGAUAUGUAUACACUAAACUUUGAUCUUGAGUUUGUUCAAGUUGCCACGUGAUUAAACAUAUGUACAAUUAGAUUAGCAACAUACUCUCCUCACAUACUGCAGAAAAGCUAGUCCCUGCAUGU